AUGUGGGAAUCGUCGCUAUCCGGGUUCGACGACGACAGUGUCGACGAGACGGCGACGUCGAUGCGUCCGCUGCCCAACGUGAAGCCAUUCGUGCCGCGUCGCUCGCCGCGAAUGCCCAAAUACUCAGACACAAUUCUUCACACGUAUUCGUGUCGAAAAAUAUCGAGCUCAAUUCCGGCGCCACUCGAUCGCCGUCAGGGGAGAAGCUGCGAGUUCAACACCAACAACGACGAUGAUCGCCAUGAUCGUUUCGAUAAUCCGAUAGCGCAGGUUCGUCCCGUUUUUUGA
Molecule: messenger RNA, 288 nt
Organism: Caenorhabditis bovis
Lineage: Eukaryota; Metazoa; Nematoda; Chromadorea; Rhabditida; Rhabditidae
Source: the annotation of a GenBank genome assembly